Fonsecaea multimorphosa CBS 102226 is the source of this 828-nucleotide messenger RNA. RefSeq lists its product as uncharacterized. Gene Ontology annotation, cellular component: peroxisomal matrix. NCBI's taxonomy places the organism in Eukaryota, Fungi, Ascomycota, Eurotiomycetes, Chaetothyriales, Herpotrichiellaceae. The record is from RefSeq and is a predicted model, not a curated record. Bases 1 to 828 code for a protein of 275 amino acids. The transcript has 2 exons. Gene Ontology annotation, biological process: fatty acid beta-oxidation.
AUGUCGGGCUGCCGGGAUCUUUUACUCACUUUCAAUGGUCGGGUUGCAAUCAUCACUAUCAACAGACCUAAGAAGCUCAAUGCUCUGACCGGAUCUCUUUAUUUCGCUCUGGGAGAGCUACUGCGGCAGAUCGAUGAAAGGGACGACAUUGUUAUCACCAUCCUCACUGGAACGGGCCGCUUUUUCUCUGCUGGAGCCGACGUGAGCGCGGGCUCCUCGGAGGAUAAUGGCAGCAGCGAGAACCCUCGACUCGCCGCAUUGCGAUCGUUUGCCGCAAUAACACUUGAUGUCACACGAGCAUUCUAUCAGCAUCGAAAAAUCCUUGUCGCUGCACUCAACGGACCGGCAGUGGGUCUCUCGGCUGGCCUCGUGGCUCUGGCUGAUUUCAUAUACGCCGCUCCCCAUACGUACUUGCUCACCCCGCUCUCUUCCAUCGGCUCUCUUGCCGAGGGAGCGUCAUCCCGUACCUUUGUACAACGACUCGGACCCAGCAAAGCCAAUGAAGCACUCAUCAUGGGCAAACGUAUCACUUGCGAUGAGCUUGUGGCGUCCGGGUUUGUCAACGAGGUCUUUUCACCAGCAUCCGGCAAACAGGACGAUAGUGCAGGCUUUCUCAGGGAAGUCAUCAACGAGGUCAACGAGCGACUUGGUCCGCAUCUUAACGACAGCAGCAUUUUGGCAAUCAAGGAACUGAUACGUGAAGGGGAAAGAGACAUCUUGGAUCAUCAAAAUCUCCUGGAGGUUUUUGCCGGUACCGAACGUUUUGCGAAAGGUAUCGUGCAAGCCAGUUUCAAGGCCCUCGCUAGCGGUGCGAGACACAAGCUAUGA